Molecule: messenger RNA, 2551 nt
Organism: Pseudonaja textilis
Lineage: Eukaryota; Metazoa; Chordata; Lepidosauria; Squamata; Elapidae
Gene: ERI1
Product: exoribonuclease 1
Cellular component (GO): nucleolus; cytoplasm
Molecular function (GO): 3'-5'-RNA exonuclease activity; nucleic acid binding
Source: RefSeq, a predicted model, not a curated record
UCGAGGGAGCGCGAGGGGCGUCCUGACGUCACCCAAUCCUGUGCGGUGUUUUGUCUGGCGGGGGGGAAAAAAAGGCGGGAGGUUGCCAGCUCCCCUCCCCCCGCAGCCUAAGUCCGAGGAAGACAGAGACCGAGCUUUCCUUGCCGCCAAAUGGAGGCGCAGAAGGAGAACGUGCCGCGACGAGACCACAGCGGGGAGGAGAACGCGGAAGCCCGCGAGGCCUCGACUUUCUGUCAGACUAAGCAGUGCUGCAAGUUUGAUUUUCAAGAAGAAAAUAAAAAAACUAAUUCAAGUGAUUUCAGCGAUCCGAUUUACAAAGAGAUUUCUCUGACAAAUGGUUAUAUCAAUAGAAUGAGUAGAGAAGAGCUGAGAGAUAAGCUUGCUGAAUUCAGACUUGACACCAGAGGAGUAAAAGACGUAUUAAAAAAGAGGCUGAAAAACUACUAUAAGAAAGAAAAAUUGAUGCACAAGCAGCCUCCAAAUGCAGAAGAUUACUACAAUUAUAUCUGUGUUAUUGACUUUGAAGCAACUUGUGAAGAAAAAAAUCAGCCUGAAUUUACCCAUGAAAUAAUCGAAUUUCCUAUUGUUUUACUAAAUACACAGACAUUACAAAUAGAAGACACUUUCCAGCAAUAUGUGAAGCCAGAGAUUAAUCCUCAACUUUCAGAUUUCUGCAUUAAUUUGACGGGAAUCUCUCAGGAACUGGUAGAGAAAGCUGAUGAAUUCCCAAAAGUGCUGCAUCGUGCUGUAGACUGGAUGAAACAAAAAGAACUAGGAAGCAAAUACAGCUAUUGCAUAUUAACAGAUGGGUCCUGGGAUAUGAGUAAAUUUUUAAAUAUCCAGUGUCGUAUUAGUCGUCUGAAGUAUCCUUCUUUUGCUAAGAAGUGGAUUAAUAUCCGCAAAUCCUAUGGAAACUUCUACAAGGUUCCUAGAUGCCAAACAAAGCUGUCAACCAUGUUGGAAAAACUUGGGAUGGACUAUGAUGGACGGCCUCACAGUGGGCUGGAUGAUUCUAAGAACAUUGCACGAAUAGCUAUUCGAAUGCUUCAGGAUGGAUGUGAACUCCGUGUAAAUGAGAGGUUGCACGGCGGGCAUCUGCUAGCAGUCCCUUCCUCAACUCCAAUAGAGGGCGCUCCAAUCCCACAGAUGCCCAGAUUUCGAUAAAUGUUAGGAAGUGAGUUACCCUGUCUUCAGGGCCAUAUUCUUGGUAUUCAAAAGCCAUUUCAGAGAGUUGAGUUUUUAAAGGGGGCUCUAUCCCCAGUGUAACCCCUUGCAGAAAUAUACAGAUCACGGAGUACCCACUGAAAGUCUCUCUUAAUUUAACACUCUAAAUUAGUCAUGCUAAGUUUCAUUUUAGUUUUCCAAGAAAUGUAUAUGCUUAUUAAAAUGGUUUUCUCUGAAGUAAAGUCAAACCAAAGUAUAACAUUUGAUCUGCAGAUAUAACAGUAAUAAGAUGUUUAACGUAGUUGAAUACCAUGGGGAAUGUAUCUUUGCUGAUCUUUUCUUUUACUAUUUAAUGUACCAGGAAGAUCUAUUUGAUUUCAUGCCACAGUGACCAAAUUGUUUCCUGGUAUGUGUUAUUUUGUCUGGGUUUGGUAAAUUCUUCACAAAGGGGAUUUGUUUUUUUAAGUUUGAUCUUCCUUACCCAGUUGAUAGAAAAUUCCAGUAGUAAUACAUUUUUUGAUGUAUGUAUUGAUGUUCUAAGAUUGUUGAGAGGCCUGUUGAGCCAAUAUUAGUUACCUUUUAGCCUCAUUAAAUUCUGAUAGCAAUUUAAGCAUUUCACUACAUUUCUAUUGAAAUAAUGGAGAUGUGUUUAACAAGAAUUAUUGUACUUUUUUCCUUCCAUUACAUAUACAAAAGCAUGGUGUAACUUGCUUUAAUAUCCUUCCCCAGCAUUGUUAAAAAAACAGAGAAGCAAAUUAUUUCUGUAAUAAUUUAAGCUUUGGCGUGGAUUUCAUGCCAAUAUUUCAUACAAUCAGUCACUUUCCUGUAUGCCAACCUUUGUUUUGAUAUUUCAACUUAUUUUUUAAAAGGUUUGCUUUAAUAAAUGCAAUUUAUGUUUUUAAUGUUCUGAACAUUACACAGCACGGCACAUUUUAAUAUUUAUUGCACAAGUGUUACAGAUUUCUUACUUCAAACUGGUUUGUUACAUUUUGCCACUUUCAUGGGAAUUCUGUGCAAAUUGUUGCCUAGAAUGUUGUGAGGGGCUGGAUGACUGAUUCAAGUCGACUAGUGACUUUUGGUCUAAACAAGGAUUCAAGCCCAUCUUUUAUCUAUUAUACCUCACAGUGGCUGUGUACAGUUUAUAUAGUUUGGCACUGUAUGCAUCAUGGUUUUUCUCCCGAAAGCCCAUUUUGUAAAUAUUCUGCUUUCUUGUAAUCUGCCCAGAGCAAAAAUGAUUUGAAUUUACACUUUCUGCUGCAGCCUGCAAUCUUAAUAUUCUUUUCUACUUUAACACUUUAAAUCAUGUGUUCCUACAUGUGUAAAAUCAUUUCUGCAUGUUUUGUUCAUGGAAUUGGGAUGGUUUUGAAAGACUAUGACUAGUUCAUAC